AUGGAGAGAUGUGAGAUGAAAUCUCAAUCCCCUUGGGUCUGGACACUGUUUCCACCUGCGUCUCCACCUCUAAGCCGCCCGCCCCCCGUGCCCCCCCGCACCACAUCCAAACCCUACAUCUCCGUCACAGUCCAAAGCAGCACCGAUCGGAGGUCCGAACUCUCCCACCAUCACCCCCAUGUGGACGACAAUCGGAGGUCCGAACUCUCCCCCACCAUCACCCCCAUGCUGAUGAUAGCCGGAGGUCCGAGGUCUCCCAUCAUCACCCCCACGUGGACGACAGUCGGAGGUCCGAGCUCUCCCAUCAUCACCCCCAUGUGGACGACAGUCGGAGGUCCGAGCUCUCGCACCAUCACCCCCAUGUGGACGACAAUCGGAGUCGGAGGUCCGAGCUCUCGCCCAUCAUCACCCCCACGUGGACGACAGUCGGGAGGUCCUAGCUCUCCCAUCAUCACCCCCAUGUGGAUGAGUGCCGGGGCGCGCCCCUGGUGUCCCACCAGUCCAGCCAAGCUCACAGCAACUCGUCCGACAGCCUGGAUAGCACGCGAGCUAACAGCCUGGCACUGGGCAUCAGAGGCCUCCACCAAUCACAAAGCCACUGCACGACACACACACAGAGAUCCUCUAACCCAAAGAGAAACUAACGAAGCCAUCGCCCCCCGAGCCCACUGCACCACCGCGACGAACGACUGUGAGAGUGACACAUCAGCAGCUAACAGCACGACUAAAGCUAACGGCACGUUAACAGGAGCAGCUAAAACUAACGCCAUGCUAUCCCCCGAGGAGCCACAGGAAGCACCGGCUCCGAGGAGAAAACUGUCCUCCAUCGGAAUCCAGGUGGACUGUUUCCCAGAAGUCUCUAGCCCCGCACCCCGAGAGGACACGCCCCCUCUGAGCCGCUUUACGUCCAUCGGGGUGCAGGUGGAGGAUGGCUGGCACGUCGCCUCCAAACAGGAAGCUGACUCUGAUACUCAGGAAAUGCCCCCUUCAUACAAGCCCCAAUCAAAAUCCUCUGAGAAGAAAGUGAUGGUCAGUUGCGGCAGCCAAUCAGUGGCUCAGGACUCUCUGGACCAGGAUGCGCCAGCCCCCUUGAGCCCGCCAAUCAUGCGACAGAUUCUCAACAGGUGGCAUCUCUGA
Molecule: messenger RNA, 1137 nt
Organism: Knipowitschia caucasica
Lineage: Eukaryota; Metazoa; Chordata; Actinopteri; Gobiiformes; Gobiidae
Source: the annotation of a GenBank genome assembly